Molecule: messenger RNA, 618 nt
Organism: Dioscorea cayenensis subsp. rotundata (Guinea yam)
Lineage: Eukaryota; Viridiplantae; Streptophyta; Magnoliopsida; Dioscoreales; Dioscoreaceae
Product: cytochrome P450 71AU50-like
Exons: 1
Coding region: 1-618 (205 amino acids)
Molecular function (GO): iron ion binding; heme binding; monooxygenase activity
Source: RefSeq, a predicted model, not a curated record
AUGGAUACUAUUCUUGGUGCAACUGACACAUUGCCGAGCAGUCUGGAAUGGGCAAUGGUUGAAAUUGUUAGGAACUCAGAGGUGAUGAAGAAGAUGAAGGAAGAACUAGAGAGAGUGAUCGGAAAUGAUCGGAGGAGAAUGAUCAAAGUCUCCGACUUGCCGGGGUUGAAGUACUUAGCCAUGGUUGUGAAGGAGAGCUUGAGGUUGCACCCACCUGGGCCACUUCUUGGUCAUAAGAGUUCUGAAGAAUGUGACAUUGGAGGAGGGCUUUAUGUACCAAAGGAUUGCAAUGUUUUGGUGAAUGUUUGGGCUAUUGGUAGAGAUUGUGAAGUGUGGACAAAUGCUGAAGAGUUUUUGCCAGAGAGAUUUGAGAGCUCUUUUGUGGAUGUGAAGGGAAGUGACUUUAGACUUAUACCAUUUGGAUCUGGUCGGAGAGCUUGUCCUGGAAUUAACUUUUCUUUGACAAUGAUUCCUCUUGUGUUGGCCAACUUGAUGCAUUGUUUUGAUUGGGAGCUUCCGGAUGGGAUUUCAGCUUCACAGAUUGACAUGCAGGAGAAGUAUGAAGGGUUUGCAAUAACCAUGGCUACUCCUCUUACACUCAAACUAGUAGCUUUAUAA